Molecule: messenger RNA, 966 nt
Organism: Echinops telfairi (small Madagascar hedgehog)
Lineage: Eukaryota; Metazoa; Chordata; Mammalia; Afrosoricida; Tenrecidae
Gene: VSIG8
Product: V-set and immunoglobulin domain containing 8
Exons: 7
Coding region: 1-966 (321 amino acids)
Cellular component (GO): intracellular anatomical structure
Source: RefSeq, a predicted model, not a curated record
AUGACACUGCUGUCUGCUGUGCGGAUCAACGGGGAUGGCCAGGAAGUCCUAUACCUGGCAGAAGGCGAUAACGUGAGGCUAGGCUGCCCCUACAUCCUGGACCCUGAGGACUAUGGUCCCAGUGGGCUGGACAUCGAGUGGAUGCAGGUCAACGCAGACCCUUCACAUCGAGAGAACGUGUUCCUUAGCUACCAGGACAAGAGGAUCAACCACGGCAACCUCCCCCACCUGCAGCAGAGGGUCCGCUUUGCAGCCUCAGACCCCAGCCAGUACGAUGCCUCCAUCAACCUCAUGAACCUGCAGGUAUCCGACACAGCCACCUACGAGUGCAGGGUGAAGAAGACCACCAUGGCCUCCCGUAAGGUGGUCGUCACUGUCCAAGCUCGGCCUGCGGUGCCCAUGUGCUGGACUGAGGGUCACAUGACACGUGGAAAUGACUUGAUGCUGAAGUGCUAUGCCAAUGGGGGCACCCAGCCCUUCUCUUACAGGUGGGCCAAGAUCAGUGGACAUACCCACCCCUACCGCGCUGGGUCCUACCACUCCCAGCACAGCUUCCACUCUGAGCUCUCCUACCAGGAGUCGUUUCACAGUUCCAUCAGUCAAGUCACAGGCCUGAACAACGGGGACCUGUUGCUGAAGGACAUCUCCCAAGAUGACGACGGGCUCUAUCAGUGCACAGUGGCCAACCACGUGGGCUACAGUGUGUGCGUGGUGGAGGUGAAGGUCCCAGACUCCCGGCGUGUGGGCAUGAUCAUCGGUGCCGUGCUGGGCUCUCUGCUCAUGCUGGGCUGCCUGAUGGUGGGCAUCUGGGGGCUCGUCUGCUGCUGCUGCGGGGGCGCCGGGGCUGGAGGCGCCCGCGGUGCCUUCGGCUACGGCAACGGCGGCGGGGGAGCAGGCGGUGGCAGCGGAGGCCAGAGAAAGAGCACCCGGAGCCCGCCCCGCAUCCCCGGGGUGCGGCGGCGCUGA